UAUCUUGUUAUUUUUUAUGUUAAAAAUUAAUGAUUAAUAAUUACAGGCUGUCUUACUGGAAGCCCUCUAAUUCAGAGAUUAAUUCGGAAGGGAUAUAUAAGCCUUCUGUCCACUCUCUCUCCCCUUGAGCUUCCUUUACAAUUCUUUUCCAAGGAAGGUGUAGGCCUGUUAAGGGCGGUUAUGCGCUAAGCGUCUGGGUAUGAGCGGUUGAGUUUGCAAAUCUCUCGAGGGCAGUGUGAAUAAUAUUCGAGCGAUUCAUCAAAGUUUCGAUCAUGUGCGACAUCAUGUCUGGACCUCUUGAUCGCCCCAUGAAACCCGGUCUUGAGAGACCCGAUGCCGAGAACCCUGAGGAUGAGAGGAGGUCUACUAAGCUCGGGUCGUUGAAGAAAAAGGCAAUCAAUGCUUCGUCCAAGUUCCGGCACUCCCUGACCAGGAGGAGCCGUAGGAACAACAGGGUCAUGUCUGUCUCGAUCGUGGAUGACAUUGACGCCGAGGAGCUCCAGGCUGUUGAUGCAUUCCGUCAGGCGCUUAUCCUGGAUGAACUUUUGCCAUCAAAACACGAUGAUCAUCAUAUGAUGCUCAGGUUUCUGAAGGCGAGAAAGUUCGACAUCGAUAAGACCAAGCAGAUGUGGUCUGACAUGCUCCAGUGGAGGAAGGAGUUUGGUGCAGACACGAUCAUAGAGGAUUUUGAGUUCAAGGAAAUCGAUCAAGUCCUGGAACACUAUCCUCAAGGUCACCACGGCAUUGACAAGGAUGGGAGGCCAGUCUACAUCGAGAGGCUUGGGAAGGUUGACCCCAACAAGCUGAUGCAGGUCACCACAAUGGACCGGUACGUGAAGUACCACGUCCGGGAGUUCGAGAGGACUUUUGUUGUUAAGUUCCCAGCUUGUUCAAUAGCAGCCAAGAAGCACAUUGAUCAGAGCACAACUAUCUUGGACGUCCAAGGAGUGGGGCUCAAGAACUUCAAUAAAGCUGCAAGGGAACUCAUCGUCCGCCUUCAAAAGAUCGAUGGCGACAACUACCCCGAGACCCUGAACCGCAUGUUUAUCAUCAAUGCUGGUUCCGGGUUCAGGCUGUUGUGGAACACUGUCAAGUCAUUCCUUGACCCGAAGACCACGGCUAAGAUCCACGUUCUCGGCAACAAAUACCAGAGCAAAUUGCUCGAGAUCAUCGAUGCCAGUGAGCUGCCCGAGUUUUUGGGUGGCACUUGCACUUGUGCUGACAAGGGAGGCUGCAUGAGGUCUGAUAAAGGACCAUGGAACGAUCCUGAGAUCCUGAAGAUGGUUCAGAAUGGUGAUGCCAAAUGCCAGAGGAGGACUCUAGCUGAUGUCGAGGAGAAGACAAUCUCUGAAGAUGAGGCAGUACAGUCAAAGAAACAAAGUUCUUUCAACUGGGAAUCAGUUCCAAGUGCCGAGCAACCGACUGUGAAGGCUCAGCAGCUUUCUCCGGUCCAUGAAGAAGCUCCCGUCAAGAAGUGCCAGGAUGGCUUUAACUAUGACAACUUCAUUCCCAUGGUAGACAAGCCCGUGGACAUGGCUUGGCCUCAGGCUGUAUCGAAUGAGAAGUUCGCCCUCUCCAAAGCUGAUUGCUUGGCCCUGCAAGAGGCUUGCAAAGCGUCCGAGGGCUUCAGCAACCAUCUCUUCAACGGCGUCCUAGCGAUCGUGAUGGGUAUCGUCACAAUGGUCCGCCUGACCAAGAACAUGCCCAAGAAGCUGACUGAUGGCACCCUCUACUCAAGCCCUGUGUACUAUGUGGGCAGUUCAGUCCAGUCAAAGGGCGGCCACCAGUUGCCUGAGCAAGGCAUCUCGACCUCUGAGUACAUGACCAUGCUCAAGAGGAUGGCCGAGCUCGAGGAUAAGGUGAGUGCCCUCUGCAUGAAGCAGAGCGUCAUGCCACCCGAGAAGGAGGAGAUGCUCAACACCGCAAUUAGCCGGGUGGAAGCCCUGGAGCAUGAGCUAUCUUCUACUAAGAAGGCGCUGGAGGAGUCCCUCUCCCGGCAGAAUGAACUCCUCGCUUACAUCGAGAAGAAGAAGAAGAAGAAGAAGUUGUUCUCGUGGUGAAGCAGUCUGCUCCAGUUCUGUUCAGAUCCUCCAGAAUGAGUGCUCAUAAAUUUAUUUGCUGGAACUUGGUUGAGAUUUCUUUCCAGCUACAUUACAUAUAACAUAUCUAUGUUCAAAGUCUUGAUAGCCUAAGUUUGUCUGCCUUCGAUACUCGACCUUGUACAAUACGAGUUUGAAGUUUGUUCGUCGGAGCUUGUCUCAAGUAAUCCGGACUGUUUGUUUGUAUUCGUCAAAAAGGUUAUAGGGAUGAUUAAUAGCUCGGGAACCUCUUCCCCAGUUAAACUUCAUCAAAUUCUCCCUUAAUAAAAUGUUACAUAUGACUAAAUUCCGAAUAAUUCGGAACAGUCUUCUGGUUUUUAUUCUCUCUUAAGAUUGUUUCAAAGAUCAGAUGAGCAUAGAAGAGAUUAUGAUAUUUUCUGGGUUCCAUUGUCCUUUACUGGAAAAGAGGAGGAGAAAAGAUAGC
This is a messenger RNA of Punica granatum (pomegranate), 2523 nucleotides long. The record is from RefSeq and is a predicted model, not a curated record. NCBI's taxonomy places the organism in Eukaryota, Viridiplantae, Streptophyta, Magnoliopsida, Myrtales, Lythraceae.